Cuscuta europaea is the source of this 2387-nucleotide messenger RNA. Lineage: Eukaryota; Viridiplantae; Streptophyta; Magnoliopsida; Solanales; Convolvulaceae. The record is from the annotation of a GenBank genome assembly.
GAUUGGUGAAAACGUUAGCCGGUCCCUCGCUCUACGUUAUCACUCCUCGCUGCCGCUGUUUGCCUAUUCGGUGGCAGUCCCCGUGAUUUACGGCGGCGGUGCAAAUCCAUCUUAUCCUGCACCGUCUCCUUGGCCAAUCGGUACCGGCGGUAUCCGCAUCGAUAACCGCCGCCCACCUCUUUCUCUCUAACAAGGAUCUCCACAGUCAACGCUUAUUAGGAGCUCAGACACACUCCAGAAUUUCUCGAACUUGUGGAUUUAAAAGUUCAUCAGGGUUUCAAUUUAAUUUUAUUGAGCUGGUAUCAUGGGUGCUGAAAGUGUGAAUGAAUCAUGGUUUAGAAACUUCUGGAGAACUUCAAGGAAGAGCUCAGUAUCAGACCCUGAGAAGUCCAUAGUCGGCAUUCUAGCAUUCGAAGUAUCAGUAAUGAUGUCUAAGGUUAUUAACUUGUGGCACUUAAUAGGUGACAGAUCGAUCGAGAGAUUAAGAGAAGAAAUUACAACUUCACUGGGUAUUCAAAAACUAGUCUCUGAAGAUGAUGAUUAUCUCAUGAAUCUUGCACUGGCUGAGGUAAUUAGCAAUGUAGGGUGCGUAGCAAAAUCAAUAGCUAGGCUGGGAAAGAGGUGUACACACCCAGCAUAUCAUAAUCUUGAAAACAUACUCGAUGAUCCAAUCGUGAUGGAUCUUAAAUUUAGUGGGUGGGAAUAUAGGGUGAAGAAGAUGGAUAGGAAGGUCAAGAAAAUGGAAAGGUUUAUUGGCGCCACAAUGCAGUUGACUCAAGAACUUGAAGUACUUGCAGAGAAUGAGCAAACUUUGAGACGGAUGCAGGCUGGUGGUCCCAAUUCCAAUUCUGGUCAAGUGAAAUUAAUCGAGUUUCAGCAGAAGGUUAUUUGGCAGCGCCUGGAAGUUAAGAAUUUGCAAGAAAUGUCACCUUGGGUUAGAUCGCACGACUACAUUGUCCGGCUUCUACUUCGAUCCAUUUUCACAAUUAUUAUGAGAAUCAAGUCUGUUUUUGGGAUAGAACAUAACACAGGAGUUACAUCUACUAAAACUGAAGAAAGAAGUCACUGUGAGGAUUUGAGGACCAACUCUCUAACCCGCAGCCGCUCUGUCUCUGGUUCUAUUUAUCCAUCUGAAAAUAAUAUGUCUGGGCUCUAUUCGGGACCUGUAGUUAGGUCACUGGAGAGGUCACUUUCAAGUAAGGGGCAUAGUAGUGUCAAUAAAAACAAGAUAAAUAACCAAAAGAUAUUACUUAUCAGACAGUCAUCGGUUCUCUGCGGGAAACCGUCGCUGGUCAAAGCAAGACGGCUUGCUCCUGUUGCAUCUUUUGGAGGGUGCAUCAAGGCUGCUGGUAACGAUUCACCUGUUAUAGAAAGCUGCAUGCCAAUAAAUGAUCACCUUUUGGAUUGUCGCCAUGAAUCAAAAGACAGAAACGCCCUUCUUAGGGGUGUCAUAAGGGGAACUAAAGUUUCUUUUUUCAAUAUGAAACAUAAGAAGAUGUUAGCUGUACCCCCAUCAACUCUUGGUUAUGCAGCCUUAGCUCUCCACUACGCAAAUAUUAUCAUAGUUAUUGAGAAGUUGGCGGCUUCGCCUCACUUGAUCAGUCCUGAUGCUAGAGAUGACCUGUAUGGUAUGUUACCAACUAGUAUAAGAAACUCACUGAGGGCCAGGUUGAAGAUAUUCUCAAAGACAUUGGCUUCAUCUGUUUAUAAUCCUUCACUAGCAGGAGGAUGGGCUACAGCGGUUGGAAAAAUAAUAGAAUGGUUAUCUCCACUUGCUCAUAGCACAGUGAGAUGGCAUUCUGAGAGAAACUUUGAGAAGCAACCAACAAUUUCUGGGAGUAAUGUGCUUCUUGUCCAGACCCUCUACUUCGCAAACCAAGCUAAGACCGAAGCAGCAAUUGUUGAACUUCUGAUGGGUCUCAAUUACCUUUCGCGAUUCGGUGAGGAAAUAUAUUGCAGAAACAAAGCCAUGGAGUCUUCUUGUGGUAGGGAUUGUGAUGACUAUUUUCUUCACCAGGGCAUUUCUCAUUGUGCAAUAAAUAUUGGGCCAUAAAAGACUGCCUUAUAAAUGAUGUCCGAAUGAUCUGUAGCUGGCAGAUUGAAUGCUCAUAUCAGGGUGAGGAAUUGAGGAUGCACAGUGUUGUACUUAUAACACAUACCUAUACCUGGGAAGAGAAGCUACUUCAUAUAUUUUUUUUGUAACAUUCACCUGUAAAGCCAUGCAGUCUUCUAUCUUAUUUAUAAACUGCCUUUUUUGUAAAAGUUUCUUUAGAAAGCAGUACUAGAAUUAUCUCCUUUUAUAAAAUGCAUAAGAAAUUAUAAGAAUACGUUACUCAUCUUUAAUACUCCAACCUUUUUACGAUUUGAUGUUGGCCCGAGGCACUCUU